Molecule: messenger RNA, 17928 nt
Organism: Pelobates cultripes (western spadefoot toad)
Lineage: Eukaryota; Metazoa; Chordata; Amphibia; Anura; Pelobatidae
Source: the annotation of a GenBank genome assembly
AUGCUCUCAGUCUUCGACUGUUGUCCAUUGCACGUACGGAUUGGUGUGGCCCAUACCAGUUUUAGUAAGGACUUGCCAUAAUGUUACAUUUGUUUUCUCACAGACUUAUGCUAUGUUUUAUUAUAUGCUGUAACUCAGGGCUUGACACAAAUUUAUUUGGAAUCUAGGAGCCAGCUAAAAAAAAUUUGCAUUGCUGACUAGUAACAAUUAGUGACAGUCACUCAGACGGCCACUAAAGGUGAUUUCUAGUCCAGUACUGCACAGUGUUUAGCACCUGCGUUCAGCAUCUCCAAGCUCUGCAUGGAGGCGCUGAAUGUGCCCGAUAGAGAUGCAUUGAUUCAAUGCAUCUCAACGAGGAGAUGUGAUUGACGCAGCAUGGCAUUUGAAGCGGAUGUGCGUUAUCCUCCAAAUGCUUUCCUAUGUGUGAGAUCAUCAAGAUUGAUGAUCUCCGCGAUGACGGUGUUAUGCAAGCCAUUUAAUAUUCUCUAUGCAUGUCAUUAUUUUUUUUACACAUGCACAAUCGUAACUUCUGCAUUUUUUUUUUUUCUUUUUUAGGAAUCAGAGAGGAACUGAUUGAUCGACCCACAAACAAUGUACAGGUUGGAUGAAAGAUUUUUAAAAUAAUUAUAUUUUUACACAAAUCUACAUAAUUUGUUGGUUUACAAAACCUGUUCACACAGAUUUCCAUCUCAUUUAAGGAGUUUUGGUGGCAUUAUACACAUAAUCAACAUACUUAGUCUUUCUUCCCAUAUUUUUAUUAUAUCCUAUACUUGGGUUCUACAACUCUUGUUAUUUUACCCUUUUUAUUCAGGUUCGUGAAGAAAAUGAGCUUUCUACAGCUGCAAGGCUUGCGCAGGUGAGUGUGUGUGUGUGUGUGUGUAUGUAUGUGUGUGUGUGUGUGUGUGUGUGUGUAUAUAUAUAAUGUAUGUGUGUGUGUGUGUGUGUGUGUGUGUGUGUAUAUAUAUAUAUAUAUAUAUAUAUAUAUAUAUAUAUAUAUAUAUAUAUAUAUGUGUGUGUAUAUAUAUAUAUAUAUAUAUAUAUAUAUAUAUAUAUAUAUAUAUAUAUAUAUAUAUAUAUACACACACACACACACACACACAAAGGUAAAGAGAUGCACUCUGAGGACUUAGUAAGUGAAAAAAGGGUAAUUUAUUCUAAUAGGUAUUACAUCAAAAAUUAGCCGUCGGUUCGACCCAUUCAGGUCUUUCUUUCUCAAGCUAAUUUUUGAUGUAAUACCUAUUGGAAUAAAUUACCCUUUUUUCACUUACUAAGUCCUCAGAGUGCAUCUCUUUACUUUUGUUUAUAUAUCUUCAAUGCGGGAUUGCACUUAGGCUAAAUUGGAUUUACAUGAAAGGGUGAGUGCCAAGAAUAUAUAUAUUUUUUUUUUGUGUGUAUGUAUGUAUAUUUAUUUUAAUCGUGUUCAAGUAGAGGUUGUAGCCGUAUUAGUCCAGUGAUGUAGAUGUAAAAAACAGAUAAAAUUCGUAUCUUGUAAUACCUUUUUUAUUAGACUAACAGAAUAUUUUAAUGACCAGCUUUCGGGAGAACCUCCCUUUCUCAAGUCUGAAGCAUUUCUGAGCAAAUUUUUUUUUUAAAGGUGAUACUCCAAAACAGCUUGGUUGUGUUUAACUGCAGUUUGCAUUUUUCUUAUUUAUUGCACCAACACAUAUUAUAUACCCUCCCAUAAUUAGCAAUAAUAACAUGUGCAUAAUAUGUUCAGCUUGGAAAAAGUAAUUCAAAAUACAUUUUUGUCGUGAUUUACAUUGAACAUAAUAUACAUAGGAUUUCAGUUUAUUUUGAAAGUUACAGGUCACAAAAUACAAGGAGUAAAAUAAAAUUCCCAUCUGAAACUAUUUUGGAUGUUUGUAUGUUUGUCUUGUAAGCUUAAUAGCUAUCACAGAAAACAAAAUUUCCCCACAGCAGUAUAUAGUUAUAUAAAGUAGACAUCACACGCUAUAAAGGUUGACACUUUUUUUCUUAGCCAUUUCUCUGCCAAAUUCUGCUAAAUAAUGCAGUAAAUUUGUGCUUUUUCUAUUUUUUUGACAUACACACGUAACAAGGUUUUUUUUUUUGUUUUUUUUUUAUGUGUAUUUCUUAAAGCUGGUGUGUGCUAAGCCCCAUAUUGUGUUCAGCUGCAUCUGCUAAGUACAACAAUACUCCUAUUUUGUGCCGUUGUUACUAUUAUGUGAAGCUACAAUGCCAGGCAAUUUCAGUUUCUAUGGUUAGAAUUUUCAUGGAUGGAUUUGAGGCAUUUUAGCAGUUUGACUGUUCACAUAAGGAUUUCCUUUUGAGAAAGCAGACACUCCAGGUUAUCUUAUAGUGUAUAUUUUGCCUUAAAUUGCCACCAUUCUUUCACCAAUUUAUGUCAAAGUUUGUGCUGGAAAAUGGCAUUUUGUACAUGUUGCAUUUUUCCUGGGUAUUAUGUACAUUUAUGUGCCACUGUCCUAAAACCCUCAAAUUAUGCUCAGCUACAUCUUCUGAGUGUAACAAUAUGACCAAUAUAUGAUGUAGUCACUUUUGUGAAGUUACAGUGCUGUAAAAGAGACGUGACAAUUUCAGGUUUUGAAGUGUGCAUUUUCAUAGAUGGUUGUGAUGGGUCCUUGUUCCUUUUUGAAGCAUUUUAACAGGUUGCUUUUUCAAACUACCCCACAAAGGCAUACGAUUUCUUAAAGAAGACAUGCCACGGUAGUUCAAAAGUCAUAUUUAGCUUUUUUGCUAGCGUGCACUGUGUAGUGGUAAUAAGAAAAAAAAAAUUCUGCCUUUUUAGCAAACAAUGAGUUUUUACUGUAUAUUUUGCUAACUGUAUGUGUGCUACGCCAACAUAACAAUUCAUAUGUUGCUCAGCUAUGUGGUCUGAGUACAGCAUUAUUCUCCAGUAUGUACCUUUGCCAGGUAUAUGGGGACGACGUAGGCGCACAUUUCAGACAUCCUUUUCAUUUUAUUAUUAUUUUUAUUUAUUUUUUGCCCAUUUUAACAGGUUGCAAAUUCAAACUACCCCAUAAAGGCAUACCAUUUCCUAAAGAAGGGUAUUUCAAAUGGCAUAUUUUGAACGUUUGCAUUUUUUCGCUAGUUUAUACCCAGUGUAGUCUCUUUAACGGUUAACCCCUAACUAGCCUAACCAUAAAUUUCCCACUUCCACCCAGCCUAGCUUAAUAAAUACAUUUAAAAUAUUUAAAUAACUAAAUUUAACCCUUGAGGCUCCCCCUGCAGCGAUCAGAGUCAAAAUUACAUAAAUGUACUUUUAUAAUGAAAUUGGAAUAAAUCAUCGGAGUGCUAUAUGGAUAAUUGCUACUAUAUUUAUGCUGACAAGCACUGAGCAUGGUAUAGGUUUGUAUAUAAAGUGUUUGAUUUUUUUUUUUUUCUUGGAAAAGAUAAGUUUCUUUCCAUGCCUGUUUAGUGAAUGGGGAGUCACUGAUUGACUGAGAGUGUCAGCUGCCUGCUCUCACUUAAUCAGCAGCUCCCUUGCCCGGUGGCACUCCACGCUUCCUAAAUCUAAGAUUUCAAAAGCCGGAUACCGCUGGGAGGGGCUUAUAUAGACGCUGGAGGCAACUUCGGGGGUUAAACCGCUCAAAGAAAAGUUUUAACCAACGAAGGUAAGAAUUCGCCUGGAGGCGUUCUGGCACAAUAAUUACUUGUUACUUACUUCUUGUCUACAUGCUCUUAUUUCAUGCUUAUCAUAUUUUUUGCGUGAUUGCUUUUGUUGUCUGCUCUUUUCUUUUUAAUAUCUUGAAGAUUAAUGCUUUAUGUUCUCUCCCAUUCAGAUGGCAGGAAUGCCUCUCUCAGGGCCACCACCAUCUACUACUCUAGGACUUGGGUUCCCAUUGGGUUUGACAUCUCGUAUCAAUUCUGACUCUGAAGGCAGUAAGCCGCAACAGGUAAUCUCAUUAUUUAUUCAAGCUGACAGCCGUCCAAAAGUAAACUAGAUCUGAAUACAUUUUUGUCUUCAUAUUUGCUCAAAAUAUUCAGACUUAGUAUUGUCUAAUACCGAUAUAUUUUUUCCACUAUUCAUAUGUCGCUUAUUCUUACUUAAGAUAUUUCUAUUUUCCAGGCUACUCUUCUUGAGCAAGAUAGCUCCACCACACGUUCUUUGCUUCUCCCUAGAGGUAAUUUUCCAGAUUCUGUUGUUCAUACCUUGUCACCUUUUUGGCAUUUUUUUCACAUCGGUUUAUUUUGUGUUUAGGAAACCUUCCCAUUGCAUCCUCCAUACCUCCACUGCUGCCCACUAUCACCCGACCCCGUGUAAUCAACCAGCCACCUACUGAAGAGUUGAGAGAGGUGAGUUGCUCUUGCUUUAGACAAUUGGAACAAAUUUCUCUGUAUAUAAGGCAAAUAUUUUUUCUGAUACUGUUUGUAUCAUAUAAUUCAGUAACAAUGCGCAAUACUGUUGAGGACGCUUUUGAUGAAAAUUUGUUUAAACCCCUAAAAAGUUACAGCCACUAGGCAUUCUGCGUCUGGUCCUUUUAAGAAGUUCCCUAGAACGCACCUAUUUAGGAAAUACCUAAAGUAGGAUCCUGACGAAAGUUCCUUAGAGAACUGAAACGUUGGUCUUCUGUGGUAGAUGCCUGAAUAAAAGCUUUUUUCACAAUAUUUUUGAAAUCCUUGGAGUGCUAUCAUUAUUUAUUUAUAUAUAUAUAUAUAUAUGUGUGUGUGUGUGUGUGUAAAAAUGUCCAGUCCUUGCACUCAGAUGUAUACACAGCAGUACUCUGCAAAUAUAAUUGCCGGGUGCAAUAAAUAGCCACAACCAAAAAUUAUAUACAAAGUGUAAAUAUUGGCCAGCACUCACGGUCUUGAAGUAAAAUGGUACUUUAUUGAGAAAUCUUAAAAAUCGACGUUUCAGCCCACGACCAGGGCUUUCAUCAGGAUCAACCCAUUAAUGAUGAAAGCCCCGGUCGUGGGCUGAAACGUCGAUUUUUAAGAUUUCUCAAUAAAGUACCAUUUUACUUCAAGAUCGUGUGUGCUGGCCAAUAUUUACACUUUGUGUGUGUGUGUGUGUGUGUGUGUGUGUGUGUAUAUGUAUAUGUAUAUAUAUAUAUUUAUAUAUAUAUAUAUAUAUAUAUAUAUAUAUAUAUAUAUAUAUAUAUAUAUAUAUAUAUAUAUAUAUAUAUAUAUAUACACACACACACAUUAUAUAUGUGUGUAUAUAUAUAAUGUAUGAAUGUAGAUAUAAAAAAUAUAUAUGUAUUUGUAUUUCUUUUUAUAUAAUAAAAAAAAAUAAAAUCUAAUUUCUUUCUUUUAGUCUGAUGAUUCAUCAACUGGUCCUAAGAUUCCACAGGUACUUGAGAAGAUUCUUCAACUCAAAGAGAUCAGGCAAGAAGAGAUGGUUUCUAUACCUGUGACUACAGGUAACAAACUAUUAACAUUUGCUUCCGUUUUAAGAUGUAUUUACUUAUUGAAGAGAUUACUUUUUUUUUCUCCUUCCUCUUUUCUUUUCUAGAUUGCUUAGGUGGCUUUAUUCAAAUUGUCGUGGGUUUUUUUUUUUUUUUAACCUUUAUUUACAUAUUCAGUGACAAUAUCAAAAUCAUUAAUGUUUGUUGAUGUGAGAUGACUUCCUUUUUCACAAGACUUUAAAUAUUCUAAAAUCAGAAUCUUAAAAAUCUUUCUGUAGUGUACUCCAUUCUCAUUUUACCCUGCACAGCUAAUGCAGUGUGUGGAAAAUUGUGUAGUUGAAUGAGCUGCUUAAGGUCUGUGUAAGUGUAUAGCUAUUUGUGUAUGUGUUGCUUUCUAACCCUUCAAGACAAGUCCAUGUAAUAGUCCAUGAAAAGUCUUAAAGGGACACUAUAGUCACCAGAACAACUACAGCUUAUUGUAUUUGUUCUGGUGAGUAUAAUCGUUCCCUUCAGGAAUUCAUGUAAAUUUACUUUGCCCCCUCGGGAUACCUCCAGUGGCCACUCCACAGAUGGCCACUGGAGGUGCUUCCUAGGGCAGUGCUGCACAGUGUGCAGCACUGCCGUUCGGCGUCUCCCUGCUCUGCACGGAGACACAGAAUUUUCCUUUAUAGAGAUGCAUUGAUUCAGUGCAUCUCUAUGAGGAGGUGCUGAUUGGCCAAGCCGAGGUUUGGCCUCGUUACACCUCCUUGCCCAAUUUCAGGCAAUCCAAUGCUUUCCCAUAGCAUUGGAUUGGCUAAAUAUUAUGAAUUCUUGCGGACUGAGGGCAUGGCCAACGCUGGCAAGUCUGUGUGGUGCUGGAAAUAAGGUUAUUUUUAAUUUAUUUUUUUUACUUUUUAAGGGGGGUGGGGGCGUAAGCCACCGAAAUGGUGGUUAUAACACUAAAGGGUCAGGAAUACACGUUUGCUUUCCUGACCUUAUAGUGUUCCUGUAAGUUCCAGGUUACAUUUUCAAACCCAGGUCUAUGGAGUGGAUGGGACAAUUGAUGACUGCUCUCUUUCACAUAUGAGAGAUGUGUAGGAUCCCAUAACAAAUUUAUAAAUUGUUAGUGUGUAGUCUAAUUUACUGGUACUUUUUUGUUUUAAUGGUGAUUAAUCAAACAGUGCCUGAGCUUUACUACAUUUACUCCCCUCCCCGGCGCCCCCAUAAAAUUUGGUUCAAAAGCCUGCCGUUUAAUAUAUAAAAAAAAAAUUGUGUAUAUUUCUUUUCGUAUUAUAAAUGCUUAUUUCCUUCAUUCUCAGAAGAGGAAGAUGAUAUGGACUAUAAUCAGGCAUACACAGCUUCUGAAACAGAAGAGGAAAGCACUGCCCCAUCUAAAAAGGAGGUAAGAAUACUCCUACAUAUGCUCAAGCUACUGUAUAAUAAGUGGAAGAUGGUGGCAGACAAACGGAUUAGGAGGAUGUGAUGAAGUACACAUUAUCCUGCACAUAGUGGAAUCUUGAAAAGGAGUUUGCUUAUUGAUUGGGUGAAAAACUGGAUAAUUAAGAGGAUUAUUGUAGUUUGAGAACAUCUUCAAUAAAGGCUCCUAUUUUAUGUAUUCUUUACCAUUGCUUGGUUCAGUAGUUUAAUCCCUGAAACAGUUCUGAACUACUUUGUGAUUUUUUUUGUAUUCUACAAAAAGUGUAGCUUUUAAUUGAAAUUGUCACUUUCAUAAAUUUUACAUACCCUGGCUGUCAGACAACCAGUCCUGUUAUUGUUGCUUAGCUCAGUAGAACUAAACUGAAGAGAAAGGCAAUAGCUCAGAGCGCCUGCCUUGCAAAGGCUUCUUUUUUUUUUUUUUAAAGAUAUAUUCACCAAACGAAAAAUCCAUAAUUAAAUGCAUCCAUGUUUUCAUAGGGAGCAUAUCUACCAAACGAUUAGAAAAAAAUUGGGGUUGACAUUUUGGAAGUAGUGUCCCUUUAAAGGAAUACUACAGCAUUUGGAAUACAAACCUGCAUAUUUUUUUUACUAUAUAGUGCCCCUGUCCUUGGUUAGAUAAAGGUGUCAUCAUCUUCCCCGUGUGCACUAAAAAUGUAUAAAAUUUAACUAUUGCUCCCCUUUGUUCAACGCUGAGGCUCUCUCUUCCCUUUUUACUUCUCUGCCUCCCAUGACAUCAUUGAGGAGGCAUGGUAGUGGUCCAAUACAAUGCUCCCCUUAGAUGAGCAUUGGGGACCUGAUGCUCAUGCGUGGUGAGCAAUCCAUGCUUUAUCAUAGGAAAGCCCUUUUGUGUUGUUACUUUGGACUCUGUUAUUUCAACUCUGUGCAAAAAUCACAAUUGGCAUUAGCGCACUGGCAAUAGAUGUAGUCAGCUUUUCCUUGCAGGCAAAGCUUGCAAGGGGAAAACUUUAUCUCCCUUCCCAACCUGCCUCCAUAUGCCCUUAACUCCUCACUCACUUCACUUACUGGCUCAGAGCAUGCGCAUGCAGUUUGAGCCACUUAAACAGUCCAAGAAGCGUUUGAUUGGACAUUUUCCAACUGCCAAGACGUCAUGUGGGGAAGUUGAAUGCCGCGCUAGGAGCUUCGCCUAAUGCUGGAUUUCAGGUAAGUUAUACUUAAUUUUUUCGAGUCAUUUUAGGGUUGAAGGGACAGGGAUAACAAGGUAUUAUUCGUUAAAAAGAGAAUAAAGGGUUGUCAUAUUCAAAAAAAAUUUUAUCCUUGAAAGUGCCCUAGUGUCCAUAUGUUUUAUGGAUGACUGAUCUUUAAUAUUGUUGAGAAACAAAUGUCAAAUUACACUUGCAUAUUUUCACACCUAGAAAAAAGGUCGCAGACGGAGGAACCGAAAGAAACGAACACGCAGAAAGACAGUCAUCUCACAGCCGGUAGUUGUCGAAGAGAUGAAUGAGGCAGCUGAGGCUGUUGUUGAUUCUGCAACAGGGAAGAUUGAGAUAGAGUAUGUAACAGAGGAACCAGACAUCUAUGAUCCCAACUUUAUCUUUUUCAAAAGAAUUUUCCAAGCUUUUAAGGUAUGAUGAAACGGUUUUGUAAAGGUAAUAACAUGUGCAUCAUAGAGGUAUAUGUCCUUUUGUACAUAAGUCUGUGGACGUCUCUUAAGACUGCCUGAAGAGCACAGGAGUUAGAUUAAUUUGUGAGGAUAGUGGGAUUUGUAAUCUGACAUUGUAAUGACGAUUGUUUUCCCUCCUUAACUGGUAGGUGGGUGUCCAUACAUCAGUCCAAGGGAAUGAUUCAGAGAUUUCACUAAAGUUAUGAACUGCCAGCUUUGGGACUUUACGACUUCUGAAAGUAUGGCAAAAGUAUAGAUUUGGGUUUGAGAAGUGCUGGGUAUUUUUGAGGUUGUUGUUUUGGGUCUUUCUAAUCUAUAGCUUUAACCUAAUAUAUCAUCCUGUUAAUGAAGAGGUUUGACUUGGAGAAUGGCAACAUGUGAUGAUUCGUGUACUCUACAGCUCACAGAUGAUGUUAAGAAAGAAAAAGAGAAGGAACCCGAGAAGGUGGAGAAGAUUGAACCAGCUGCCCCCAGAAAGCGUUUUGAAGAGGAACAGAUGGACAGUGAUAGUGAUAGUGAUGAAGAGGUGUGUAAAUUAAUAUACAUAAAAUCUCCUAAACUAAAGAAUAGUUUUUUUGUUUUCUUCUUAAUGUAGCAUUUACAUUUAUUUGUAGAAAUGUAUGUAUUUGUUUCUGAUCCUUGAGUUUUAGUUAUGCUUUUUUUCUUUUUUUUGAAGCACCCUGUUUGAGUCAAAUCAUUUUUCAAACCAUUUAAUAUAAUCUGGUUUCUGAAAGAAAGUACAGCUUGGUGCACUGGGAAUGCUAUUUAUUCUUUUAAAAAUAUUUUUAACCAUACAAAUGUUUUUUGAAACCACACAAACAGGUGGAAGGAGCUUACAGAUAGUUUUCACCAUAAUCACUUCAAUGAGCUGUAAUAGUGCUUAGCAUUCCACUUUUCUAACUGGUGUUAAUAUGCCAGAGAUCCACUAAUCCAAUUUAUAAAUCGAUGUGUUUCUUUUCAGAACAAGAAGUUGGAUGCUCCCAAACUGUCGAAGAAAAAGUUGAGGAGGAUGAAUAGAUUUACAGUUGCUGAACUAAAGCAGGUAAUGCUGCCAAGUUAUGAAUUUUUUUUUUUUAAAGAAACCGUACAUGUUUUAUUUCUGAUUUAUUAAAAAAAUAAUCGGUUUUAUAACAUACAUUGAUGUGAAUUGUACAAUAUAUAUAUUAACUGCUUCGUUUUAUGCUAUGAUUGUGGGAAUUUCUGUUUGCUGUUUUGAGCCCUGUGUGCGGUGCCAGUAGGUGUUAUUUGGUGGACACUUUUCAUAUACUAUUUAGUUGUUGUAGAGGUGUGUAGGGUUUCUUUUUUGUGGUCUGUGAUGCAAUGUAAGGCCUGUGGGAAAUAUUAAAUCUUAAAUAUGAGAAUUUCUGAAGUACAUAUCUAAAAUAAUGUGAAUUCAUAUAAAUUGCUGUGACAGUGAAGGAAUCAAAAGAUUAGUUGAUGGCUUUCUUUCCUAUAUUGACAUUGCUGGACAAUCCAUUCGUUAUAAUCAUUCUAUCCCCGUGCUUCCAUAAACCUUCUUAUUUUUUCUUAGUUGGUAUCAAGGCCAGAUGUAGUGGAAAUGCAUGAUGUCACUGCUCAAGAUCCUAAACUCCUUGUCCACCUGAAGGGCACACGUAAUUCUGUCCCUGUUCCUCGUCAUUGGUGCUUCAAACGUAAAUAUCUGCAAGGAAAAAGAGGUAUUGAGAAGCCCCCUUUCCAGCUUCCUGAAUUCAUCAAGAGAACAGGCAUUCAGGAAAUGAGAGAAGCUCUUCAGGAAAAGGUGAGCAAAUGGGAUUCAUGUUAUUGUAUUUAGUAGUUAUUAAAAAUAUAUAUAUUUUUAUGAUUUAUCUGUUGUCAUUUUCCUAAAUUCAGGAGGAACAGAAAACCAUGAAAUCCAAAAUGAGAGAAAAAGUGCGACCAAAGAUGGGAAAAAUUGACAUAGAUUAUCAAAAACUUCAUGAUGCUUUUUUCAAGUGGCAAAGCAAGCCAAAGUUGACAAUCCAUGGAGACCUGUACUACGAGGUGAAAGAAUUCAGAAAACUUAUCUGGUCUAGUGAGAUUUAUUGUUUAAGUGAACUAUAUGUCUACAUUUGGUUUUUACCCACCCAAUGUGGUGAGGUUGGGUAAUCUUAAAAUCCUUAAUUUAGUUGGUCUUAAUAAAAAAAAAAAUGCUAAUUGCAGCUGCAUCAAAUCCUGGGAGUUUAAAGCAAGCUAAGGAUGUUUAAACAUUAGUUAAUAUUUUAAAUGUGUACAUAUAAAACAUUUUAAUCCAGAUAUUAUAUAAUGUUUUAAUAAUGAGUGUCAGCUCCAGCAUUGUGUCCCUUUAUGGAGCAAAGCAUGUUCAGUUACGUGCUGAAUAUCUGCCACUUACCCAGCUUGCAUUGUUUUCAGGGAAAGGAAUUUGAGACCCGAUUGAAGGAGAAGAAACCAGGAGACCUUUCAGAUGAAUUGCGCAUCGCUUUGGGAAUGCCUGUUGGACUUGUGAGUUUAUAUGAGGACUACUUUUCAGAAUUUUAUUCAAUUCUAAACACUUGGUUGUGAUACAGUUAAAGAUAUAUUUCUAUUCGGUGUAAAUGGGCCCAAUUUUCAACCAAUUCUGUUUAACUGUAAUCAAAUUAUUUUGUAGUGCAAAAAAUUCAAAUGUUUGAUAACUUGUUGAGCAUAAUUAAAUGUCUCUUGAUACUGUACUUAUCUGAGAUGUUAUUUUUUUACUUUUCAUAUAUGUAUUGUUUUUCACACUUUUUAAAAAUUCUCUUUUAGAACUCGCAUAAAGUGCCUCCUCCCUGGCUCAUUGCAAUGCAGAGAUAUGGACCACCACCUUCUUAUCCAAACCUCAAAAUCCCAGGCCUGAAUUCUCCGAUUCCAGAUGUGAGCCAUGUCUUCUGUCACUCUAUCCUUAAAAAAAAUAUAUUUUCAUUUCAUACUCUUAUCGCUCAUUCUAGCCUAAGUCACUAAUAUUCUUCCACAUUGGCCAUAUAUAUAUAUAUAUAUAUAUAUAUAUAUAUGUAUAUGUAUAUAUAUUUUUUAUUUAUUUAUUUAUUUUAUUUUUUCUUCUAGGGCUGCUCCUUUGGCUAUCAUGCUGGUGGCUGGGGAAAGCCUCCCGUAGAUGAAAUGGGAAAACCGCUCUAUGGAGAUGUGUUUGGGACAAACGCAUCAGAUUUCCAGGUGAGUAGGGUUUCUUUAUUCAAACUGCAUUGGUCCAUUCAUGUCACUGUUGUGUUUUCAAGGACCUCACAUAUAUUUUCACUGUUAUUCACUAAAGUGUGAAUUGUUGGGAAUUAAAACUUUUGGUCACAAUAGCAAAAUUAGACUAUCCAAGUCAGCAAUUUUCUUCAUGAUUGCAGGAUUUUCUAUAUAUGAUCUUUUGCAAUGCUGUGUCUGACAAACAUUUGAAUACAUCUUCUUACAAACAGAAGUUUGUUGAUUUUUACUGUAUAAAAAUAUCUGCAAACAUUUCAUGUUUUACAUGACAAUAUGCCCUUUUAUAAUGUAAGUAAAUGAAAAUAAAAUUUAUACAUUUUAGUCUGAAGCCCAAGUUAAGUCUGAAAACAUUGUACCUGUAUAUUUUAAUACAACCUGUAUAUUGGAUUAUAAAUCCAAACUUAUACUUUUUAACUGACUGUAAAGCACAAAGACCCGCAAUCAUGAUUUUGCAGUGAGUUGGAUGCGGGGUGCAGGGAAAGGUGAGUUUUACUUACAUGAACAUGACAACCCACAAUUGUCUUCCUGCUGGCCCUCUUCAGCUCCAGGCUCUUCAUCUCUAGGAGCCAGCAUCAGUACUGUACUGUCGCAUAUGCUCAAUAGUACAACACUGAUGUACAUGGAGAAUGUGGGAAUCUCCAUAAGCAGUCUUUCUCCUGACAAUUUUACAAAGCUUGACAGUGGUAGCUCUGCCUUCUUGCCAAGCAAGUCAGUGAGAUUUCAACACAAUCUUUCUGAAAUGCUCAUUUUUGUGGGCGGGGUUGACAGAGCUCCUUUAGCACUAAAGAGUUUGACAUGGCUAUUGUUUGAUUUUGUCUACAGAGCAAAAAUGAGGAGGAGGAUAUUGAUCGGACCCUUUGGGGAGAGCUGGAACUCUCUGAUGAUGAAUCCUCAUCUGAAGAAGAAGAAGAUGAGAGCGAUGAGGAUAAACCAGAUGAGACCGGUUUUAUUACACCUGCUGAUAGGUGAGCUCAUGGAGUCGCUGAAAUAAUUGCUGUAUGGCUAUAAAGCAGCAUUAGCGGUUACAUUACUUAUAUUCUUAACAAGACUCAACAUUUCCCUCAUCACCAGCCCUUGCAAGUAGAUAUUCAUCCCUGGUGGGUAUGAUAUGGCUUGCAGUUUCAAUUACCUUUUAAGACCUGACCAGUAGCACAGGACUUCUGGCAUUAAGCACUGCUUAUAGUUUUUGUCUUCUGCAUUUGUGCUACAUUUAUGGGAUUAUAGGAUUUGUGUAAACUAAUAGCAUAUGUGAAAUCCGCACUACCUAUAUUCUUAGUGCACUUGACUCAAACAGUGGUGCAUGCAGCGUGCUUUUCCUGUAACUGUGUUGUACAUAUUGCUUUUACUAUUAAGGUAAUCUGGAAAUAGAAUUAUGUUUACGGAUAUCAUGCCUCACUCUAAAUAGUACUAUGGUUGAAAAUAUUGUGGGAAACAAAAACAAAAAAAAGACUGUUUGUUUUACCCAGUUUUGUAUUUGUUCGCCAAGAAUAACAGAGGUCUUUAUUUUAGGGGUUUAAUUUAUUUAUUUUUUCAUUUACAGUGGUUUAAUUACCCCAGGAGGAUUUUCUUCUGUGCCUGCUGGUAUGGAGACCCCAGAACUGAUUGAGCUGAGGAAAAAGAAGAUUGAGGAGGCCAUGGAUGGGUAAGAACAGCUGCUAUCCUUACUGUUUUGCCUCCAUCUAGUAUAUAGGUUUGCAUCCAUGUGCCAUGUGCCUGCUUUUGCCUCUUCCGUAGGCCUUUGCCAUUGAAAGUUUAGCUGCUGCUAUAAGAUGAUAUGAUUAGGAGGAUAAUAUCAUGUGAUCGGUUUGAGGCUGAAAAAGACAUUGAGGGCAUGUACCCACUUAGAACAAUCAAUUUAGUUUACAACAAACUUAAAUUCCAGUCUUCAUAUAAAUAAAAUAUAACCCUUAUGUUGAUUAAAGAUAAAAUAAUCAUCCAUAAAGUAUAAACUAAAAUGCCAUAUCGCUACAGAAUAGGUAUUGGAAUCAGAUACAUUUUCAAUUAUAUUUGUAUCACUCAGUAAUCUCCAUACCUGUUAAGUAGCCCCUAUCAUUUGUGUUAUAACCUGUACUUGGUGUAACUCUUGAACCUUCGAAACUAAUAAAGAUAGGUAGGAGAGCAUAAACAACGAGAGUCCGAUAAAUAUAAGCAAGAAAACGGAGGGAGAGCAAACUCCUCUAUUGACUGUUCUGUGCUUUUGUGGGCACCUAAUCGAAGAUCCCCUUACCCCCCUAAGUCUAGCUAAAUCCUGAGGCUACAAAAAUCACUCUGUGAGCAAUUGGGAAAAGGGAAAAAAAAAGUGAAUCUCAACAUACGUGCAAGUGCAAAAUAUAAAAAGUUUAAGAAAUAAAAAUAAGUCUCUCGAUGUGACCAGGAAUCCGUUGUGUAGUUAACCAACAUAAUAUCUAGCUGGAAGGCAAAUCUCCGUUCGCAGCAUCUACCCCAUAUCCCCAAGAUGAUCACAGGAGAGCAAACGAAGUCCUGACGCACGUUUUGCCACUAACAACCAGGCUCUUAAAAGGGAACCAAACAAUGCUAGCAGAGGAGUUUAACCCCUUAAGGACACAUGACGUGUGUGACAUGUCAUGAUUCCCUUGUAUUCCUGAAGUUUGGUCCUUAAGGGGUUAAAUAGAGGGGAGGAUGCGCCCAAUUGCAUAAUCGACGAACCUAUUGAAAUCCUCCACGUCAUACCCAUACGUAGAGCAAGAAAUCAUCAUUGCUAACAGGAGAUCGAAAGCUCCAACCUGUCCUCAAACCAAUUUGCUCACCGAUAUAGUAGUUGGAAGGAAAGGGGGCAUAUGAACUAAGUAGUCACUUUUAUCAUUGGAAAAAUCAAAUAGAACUUAAUCCAAUUUAACUCCAUAUAGUUUACCAUUAAAAUCAAGGUGUCCUUAUUGGGAGUUAGAUGAUUGAAAAAGGGAAAGUAAAGACAACUGACACUUAGUUGCUAAUUCGAUGACAACAUCCACGAUCUGAUGUGAAAGUGUUGCCACUGUGAAUCGCAAUAGAUUAGCUGUACUACAACAGUGAGGCCGUAGUCUUAAACUUUUGUCUAGCGCUGCUUACCGUACCUUCAACAACUACUACAACAGUUGUGAUAGUCUCAUGUCUUUUGGUUUAUGCUACUUUUCUUCAAAUGUUCCAGCUACAGAUAUGACAUUUUGUUUUCUUAAAUAUUACUUCUUAAAACUGGUGUUUAUAUCUCAAAUGCCAUGUCUGUGUUACAUUAUGUUGGCAAUGCUUGUGCUUGUCUAUGCUGUCGUGGCAUAACAGGCAUCUUGUACUUGUCUGCACAAAUAAAAUAAAGAAUUAAAAAAAUGUAAUUAAAAUCUCCUGUAUAUGCAGUGUUUCAAUCUGAUACUCUGCACAUACAGACUUUUUCCAACUUGACCAUUUCAAAUCACUGAAGAGAGCCAUGAUGGUUCGAGUAACCUUUGAAUUGAGUCAAUACUCAACAUUGUCAUAAUCAAUGAUAAAACAGCUUUUUGACAUUUUAUAUUUUAUUUUUUUUAUUGCAUUUGACAUUGUUCUAAUGUUUUAUUACUUUGGCGAUCGUGCUCAGCUUGUUGACCUAGUCCUUCUGCUUCUCUGUGCCUGGUAGGAUUCAUUAUCCAACUCUGAUUGUAUUUUUUAUUUUUUUGAAAAUUAAAUUUCCAAAAUAUAAAUGUAAUUUGUUAGUGGCAUAUCUAUUUGUAGCCAGAAACACCUAAAAACACUAAGUUUUGGUGUAACUGAGUUUUGAGUUCGCUCCACCUGUGUGUAAAGAAAGUGUUGCAUGAUCUGACAAAUACAUCUGUUACUGGAAUAAACCACCCUGAAAUUCAGAUUAAUUACAUGUUGCACCACUACAUAUUAUGGAAAUGUACAAAUGUAGUGAAAUUACUGUGUAUACUAAUAUAAACUAAAGCAUAUGUGCCUAAAUAAAACUCCCUUUAAAGGAACACUAUAGAGUUAGGAAUGCAAACUUGUUCCCAAGGCUAUAGUGUUCCCCUACCUAUAUUGGUAUCCACUUCCCCCUUGCAGAUGUUUAGAGUAAAUUUUAUUUAUCUUACAUCCCACAGUACGCUGGUCUUGGUGCUGCCUCUCUGAUUGAGAUAAUCAAGAUUGGUGAUUUCACUUAAUCCAUUGGAAGGCUUAUGCACAAGCAUGGCAAAACAGUGUGCUACUUCAAUCAAAUGCUCUCAGUGAAUCAUUUCCGCUAUAAAAGAGUGUAAUUUUCUUAAAGCUAUGGAAACUCCUCUAGUGGCUGUCAACCUAAGAGCCACUGAAGGCAUGUUAACCCUGUAGUGGAAGCAUUGCUGUUGAUGCCAAAUGGCAAUGUUUUACUUGAAGGAUUAAAGGACCACUCUAGGCACCCAGACCACUUCAGCUUCAUGAAGUGGUCUGGGUGCCUGCUCCAGCUAGGGUUAACCAAUUUUUUUUAUUUUUUUUAUAAACAUAGCAGUUUCAGAGAAACUGCUAUGUUUAUAAAUAGGUUAAUCCAGCCUCUGAAGCCUCUAGUGGCUGUCUCAUUGACAGCCGCUAGAGACAUUUGUGUGCUUCUCACUGUGAAAAUCACAGUGAGAAGACGCAAGCGUCCAUAGGAAAGCAUUAUGAAUGCUUUCCUAUGAGACUGGCUGAAUAGGCGCGCAGCUCCUGCCGCACAUGCGCAUUCAGCAGAGGAGGAGGAGAGCUCCCCGCCCGGCGCUGGAAAAAGGUAAGAUUUUUAACCCCUUCCUCUCCCCAGAGCCCGGCGGGAGGGGGACCCUGAGGGUGGGGGCACCCUCAGGGCACUAUAGUACCAGGAAAAAGAGUAUGUUUUCCUGGCACUAUAGUGGUCCUUUAAACAGACAGGAACAUGGCACCAAUCUCUUACCAGCAACAUAUUAGAAAUGUAUUUAAAUUGCCAUGCUUCAGAUUAUGUUACAGAAGUCUCUAAAUUAAAAUUAAUCUACAUUAAGUGAAACCAAUAAACCUGUCAGUCAUAACUUUGUGUUUAGUUUUCCAUGCCAUUGAUAAAUUCCUUUGAUUUCUUGCAGAACGGAAACGCCUCAACUCUUUACUGUACUUCCGGAGAAAAGAACAGCUACUGUUGGAGGGGCCAUGAUGGGUUCCACUCACAUCUAUGAUAUUACAACGGUAAGAGAAGGUCAUCUUUAGUGACAAAUAGGAAUGGUAGAAAUGUAUGAGGAAUUUGGUUCAUCCAUAGAUUGUUGUUUUUUUUUUUUGUGUGGGAUUGAGGUGAAUUAAUUCAGAAGUUCUUUCUUCCCAUCUUCACCGCCAAAUUGGUGAACAACACCUUAACAUUUGUUAAUGUUUCAUAUUUUAACAGGCAAUGUCACGAAGAGGGGCCCCCACUGAACCGCAAGGUGUGGAAGUGGCUCUUGCUCCUGAAGAAUUGGAAUUGGAUCCAUCUGCUAUGACUCAGAAAUACGAAGAAAGAGUAAGGGAAGCACAGGAACAAGUUCAAAAAGAAGACUUCAGUGACAUGGUGGCUGAGCAUGCAGCCAAACAGAAGGUAUUGAUAUAUGUAUCUGCUUCAGCUAUCGCUAUCCACUAUUUCUUUAUACAAUUGCACAAUCCAAAUACUGUACUUUUAUUCGACCAUUACCAUCAUCUCUGUUCUCACCCAUUUGCACCAUAUUUGUUUAACUUCUCCAUAGUACACUACUACUUAACAUAUGCCUUCAUGAAUAGUGUCUUCUCCUGUAAACUCAGCAAUUCAUGUACACUUUCCUACGCCAUAAUUGACGAGUCCUUCUCAGUAGAACACGUCUGAACGCAUUAGCUUCCUUUUUUUUUUUUUAUUCCCUCCUGGUCAAUUUGUCUUGUCAUUCUUUUGUCCUUACCCCAAUUGUUAAAUAAUUUUAAUCUAGUUUGAUUCCAUCAAUUUCUGUUGUCUGCUUAGUGGCUUUAUGUUGGUGAAUACCUAAUCACCGUAAACAUGGUAUAAACAAUUUAGAAUAAGUUGAUAUGUGACUUUAUAAGUGUCUGAUUUUGUAUAUCAAACAAUUCAAGCGAGUGAUUUCUAUCCUAAAUUUAUUUAAGUAUAUGUAAAAUGGGAUCUUGUACAUUUUACAAUUUCCACCUACAUCACUAUGCAAUGUUAUACUUCCAUGUUAAUUAGGUCAAUCAUGUAUAAUUAUUUACAAAAUAUAUAUUUGUUAAUAUUCACCUUGUAGCAAAAGAAGAGGAAAGGACAGCCACAGGACUCCCGUGCAGGAGGCAAGAAAUAUAAAGAGUUCAAGUUCUAAAUUUGUACAUCAUCUCCGCCUUCCUUCCAUACCAUUCGUUUUAUUUUUAAACUGUUCUGUAUGUUUUGAUUUUUUUUUUCCCAUUGGCAAAAGAAAAAUGAUUAAUUGCUGUAAAAUUUAUUAUAACUUGAUAUUAAAAAAAAAAAAAAGUAUA